Dacryopinax primogenitus is the source of this 555-nucleotide messenger RNA. RefSeq lists its product as uncharacterized. The transcript has 3 exons. The record is from RefSeq and is a predicted model, not a curated record. The annotation marks the transcript as partial. NCBI's taxonomy places the organism in Eukaryota, Fungi, Basidiomycota, Dacrymycetes, Dacrymycetales, Dacrymycetaceae.
AACCGAGAACACAAGGAUUUUGCUAAACUGCAGAAUAGCGCUGGACGUAGGCUGUGGGUCAAGAUCAAGCAUGGAGGGAAGAAGGACGCGGUAGAGAAGAAGCUCGAGAAGGAGGAACGCGAGUUCCUCGAAGCGCUCGAGCAGGAGCAAGCGGCCGAGGAGGUCAGAGCGGCAAUGCAAACGGAGAAGGACAGCUUAGCAAGCAAGAAUCCGGAACUGCAGCAGAAGGCGGGAAGGCACAAACAGCUCAAGACGAAGCUAGAAUUGCUGUACCGCAGUUUGUUCGAGGGGUUCACUCCCGAUUAUCCGUAUGAGGACGAAGCCGAGGAGAGGGUCCGGCAAGCAGAGGACGCGAACACGAACUUCCAGACCAUUGUAAACCGUGAAUCCCAGGUUAUGACACUCCUCACCAGUGCUAAGACAUGUCUAAACAACACCACCGAUCUCCUACACACUGCCCAGGGUUGGAACUACAACAACAUGUUCGGCGGAGGACUCUUUGCGGACAUGUUCGAGAAUAACGCUUUGAUUGAUGCCAAGGCAUAUGCUUGGUAA